Messenger RNA from Pocillopora damicornis (cauliflower coral), 2996 nucleotides. Its product is annotated as contactin-associated protein-like 2. The record is from RefSeq and is a predicted model, not a curated record. Lineage: Eukaryota; Metazoa; Cnidaria; Anthozoa; Scleractinia; Pocilloporidae.
AUGGCCAGUUUACGGGCCGCUAUCGUUGCUCUUAGCAUAGUGCAAUGUUUGUGUUUAAAAACACGCCCAAGUAGCGACGAAAUACGUUUUGAUGGUGACGAUUUUGUCUCGUUUAACUUGACGCAGAGGCGUCGAUUACAUGCUCUGGGGGAACACAAACUCAGCUUUGAAUUCAAAACCAUCCAUCCAAGUGGUAUGUUGGUUUACAUUGGUAGUGAAUUCGAAAAAGGAGACUUCCUGAUGGUUGAUUUAGUCCGUGGAAAGCUGAGAACCACUGUCAAUCUGGGUGAUGGCAUCCCCACUCAAAAUGGGCACAUGGUGCUUGAAGAAACUUUAGCAGAUGACCGCUGGCACAUCAUUCAACUGCGUUUGUUGGGCAAGGAGUUAAAAGUUAAGUACAAGGAGGAAACGCGCCUUAUCGUAUUGCAGAGUGAACACACUACUUUUGAUGUUGAAGGUUUUGCUUACGUGGGCGGUAUACCUCAACACACAUUGAAUGUCUUGACAGCUUACAGACCAUCAUCAAAUUUAAGAGGGUGCCUUCGAAACGUGGUUUUUGACAGAUGGCAAGUUUUGUUCAGCCCCACGCCAGCGCGCAAAAACUACAGAGUUUACGGCUCACCUCAAAAUAAUUGCCAGCGUGAGCCAUUUGAAACUGUGAGCUUUCAGUCUCCAGAUUCUUUUCUAUACAUGCCUUCGCAGGGCGAAGACAUCUUCCAUGUCCAAAUGCAGUUUCGCACUUAUAUCGCCAACGGCGUGUUAGCGUACAAAUUCGAAUCAGCAGUAAAAGUUAAUGUGCUCUUGCGUGACGGGAAAGUAGUUUUGGAUGUCUUGGUGGUUGGAGUGAGCCAACUGCCGCUGCUAAUCCAGGGAGAGAGUUUAGACGAUGGAGAGUGGCAUUAUCUUUUUGUGAUUGUCACCAACACAGACGUGAAGAUGAAACUGGAUCAACUGGCGGAAUUGAGGCACGAAAAUCCAGCAUUGAGGAAAGUCUCAAAGUUUAAAAAUAAAGUCUUCAUAGGGAAUGGCUAUUUUAAGGAUAAGCCAAAUUUUGUCGGCUGCAUCCACGAUUUACAUGUGGAUAACAAGAAAAUCGAGCUAUGGGCAAUACCUUGGAGCCGUUACGCUUUCGGAAAGGUGUACAAUCGUUGCAACAUCUCAAGCCGUUGUUUCCCGAACCCGUGCGGACACGGUGGAAAGUGUAACGAUUUGCCGAAUGGUGAUUUCUCUUGCGAUUGCCUAAAGACAUUUCACCGUGGUCGACUCUGCGAAAUACCGAUAUACUUAAGGACCUGUCAGGAGUAUAAAGAUCUGGGCCUGGCCGAUGAUGCUUACUGUAAAGUGGACCCUGACGGUAGGGGACCGAUUAAACCCUUGGAGGUCCUUUGCAAUAUGACCGAUCAAGAAGAAGCGGUAAUGCUCGUCUAUCAUAGCAAAGUGGGACCUCAACCUGUUUUAAUGUCCAGGGGUGAUGACUAUCCAGUUUACUUUCACACUUUGGAAUAUUCAGAUCUUAAUGGAAUCAAAGCUUUGAUAGCUCAAAGCGAGAGAUGUCGUCAAUUGGUUAGUUUCAACUGUUUCGGUUCUAAACUUCUGCAAUCGCCAGUGGGUCCGGCUGUGGUGAGUUGGGCAGGAGGAGACUUAAGAUACGUGUCCGACUACUGGCCAGGUGCGCCUGCCGGGAGCAUGAAGUGUGCAUGCGGUGUAAACAGAACGUGCGCGAAUCCAGGACUUGCUUGCAACUGUGACAUUGGAGACGAGAAAUGGAGAGAAGACGAAGGCUACGUUACAAACCGCGCCAAGCUACCCGUAAUUUUUCUCACAUUUUCUAAGACUGCUGCACGAUCGUAUUUUAUGGUUGGGCCGCUGGAAUGCUCUGGAACACUAAAGAACGAUAGAAAAUUGUCCCAGAAGGCACAACGCGAUGCCUCACGCUUCCUGUAUUCUAUAUGUCGCCCUGUGAAUCCCACUUCUCCGGAACCUCGUCUUAGUUCAUCUAUUUCAACGUACAUUGAGCACAAGAGUUGGAGUUGGCAAGUUCAAGAGGAGCCUUCUUUGCAUCCACCCACAGAAUUGCCCACAACGAGAAAACUAAGAAACAAAGUCAUCUCCUCAAAACCAACCAUAGCACAUGAAGUAACUACCACUGUCUACCGUGUCUCUUCACCAUUCACUUUUGACGAAAAGACGCAAACUGCCUCAGAUGUAAGACUUAAGAAAGACAGGAAGAGUGAAACAACCGCCGGUGCUGCCAUGUCUCCUACAAUAGCUCGCCCUGUCUCGGUGUCUUCUGAAGUGUUCGGCUCUGCACUGCCGCCAUCAAACGUAUCCCAAUGUUGCAGUGAUUCCGAGGACGUUACAGUUCCCUUUGAUCAAGAUGCGUCCACUGGAGAGCGAGUCGCUGGUAGAAUAUCUUGGCAAGUAAUGGUGGCCUGGGUGCUUAUGAUCGUUGUAUUUGUCAUGUUUGUUCUUGGCAUUUUUAUUUUCAUGAAGCGCUCCAAUCGAAGAAUGGUGCCCAGUUGUGGGCUUUGGGGAGUCUGUAAACAGAAGAAGCUGCAAUCGUUUGCAGAAGAAGAGCACGGUUUUCCCGAGAUAAGACUGAGGUCGCGCUCUGGCGAGCUGAAUUUGCCUGAAGUUCGUCGCUCGAUCGAUGCCGGUAGUUAUAACGUGAGAACCGGCAUAAUUGCAUACGGGGAACCCUUCUAGUCGUAGAGGAGUACACCUUACAACACAAACAGUUGAUUGAUGUUGGGUUCACCUGAUCUUUGGGCCAGUUGGCGUUGUGUUCAGCUUUUUCUUUAUAUAUAUAUAUAAGGAGUUUGCCAUUGCCUUUGGGCAAAUUAAUUGCAUAGCCUGUAACAAUUUUACCAUCAGUUUUAGUUUUGGUUAGAACCAGGCUAUGACAUAAACUGGUUCGAUAGGCUCUGAGCAGCCCCUCCUUUUCGGCAAAGUCCAUCGGCUUGAGGCGCUCGAAAAGUACUUUUUGAGCCCCACAC